This is a messenger RNA of Drepanopeziza brunnea f. sp. 'multigermtubi' MB_m1, 372 nucleotides long. RefSeq lists its product as uncharacterized. The record is from RefSeq and is a predicted model, not a curated record. Lineage: Eukaryota; Fungi; Ascomycota; Leotiomycetes; Helotiales; Drepanopezizaceae.
AUGCCGAUAACCCCGCGCCCAAGCGCCGCCCUGCGCGCCGCGCACACGCUCAGCAAAUGCACCAGCACACCAACCCUCAGCACCAGCAGGGCCUUCUCCCAGAGCGUGGCCCGGAAGGGGGCGGAUAACGCGCACCACGAGGACCACUACGAUCCGCCAUCCGGAUGGCUGUUUGGGAUCAAGCCGGGCGAGAAGGCGGAGCGGGAGGGGUGGGAGGGGGUUUGGAUGUAUGGGUUCUUUGGGAGCUUGGGGCUGGCGACCGUGGCGUAUGCAUUCAAGCCUGAUACUUCGAUACAAACCUGGGCCCUCGAGGAAGCGCGUCGGAGGUUAGAAGUUGAGGGGAUCCUGAAGGAGCCGGAAGACAAGUCGUAG